This is a messenger RNA of Linum trigynum, 953 nucleotides long. The record is from the annotation of a GenBank genome assembly. NCBI's taxonomy places the organism in Eukaryota, Viridiplantae, Streptophyta, Magnoliopsida, Malpighiales, Linaceae.
AACACAUCAAUUGAUCUAUUUAUCCACCAUAAACUACAUCAAGACAACAGGUCCAUGGCUUCGACUGCAGGUCCAUGACUGGCCGGCCAGGAGAUGAGUGAGGGUGGAGACGACUCCUCGCCGGCGACUGGGGAAGAGGAAGCGUCGAUUCGUCGCUGGCCGGUUGCGAGAUGAGUGAGUGACAGAGAUUAGAGGGAGGAUGGGCUUCGACUAGCUGACGUUGGCGGCCCCUGAUGCUCGGUGGAAUGGUGGAGGUCGAUGGCGACAACUUCUGGUUUUCUGCCGCCGCAGCCGAGAAUCGAGAUGGGGAGAAGCUAGAGGGCGACAAUUCUGGUUUCUUUGUUCGAUUGCCACCAAAUCUCCUCUACUGCAAAAUUUAUUUUAUUCAUGCUGCCGUUUCAGCCUUAAUCCGGUUGUUCCGAUUAUACCGGUAUACCAGCGGUUAUAACCGGGUUGGAAGCCGGUACACCUAGGGCUGGGAAAAUAAACCAGACCGUCAGAAAAACCGUGGUCCAAACCGUACCGUACAGUUUGGUCCGGACCGUAGACCGUUAAGUAUGGUCUGGUCUGGUCCAUGGUCUGUACUAUUUUAUAUUUUGAUAUCUUGGUUUGGUCUGGUCUAGACCGUGGUUUACCAGACCAAACCGUGGACCCAACUGACUUGUAAAUACGUGUUAACAGCCCAUGCGACCACUCUCCCAACUCCCAAAACGACACCCAAGUCUCAACCUUAGUUUUGUGAAUCUCGUCCCUCCUUAAUUCACAACCACAUUUAACUAGAGAGUAGAGAUAAUCGUGUCUCCAUAUGACAUUAUGUUAAUGUUUAUGACGUUAUGGUGCAAGUUGGGAUGCUUUUACUUUGUAUCUUUGGUAUGUACUAAGAUUUAGAGUAUCAAAAUUAUUCAUGCAUGUUAGGAUUAAUGAUUUAAGGCAAAUAACAAUUAUUUUUCCUG